Molecule: messenger RNA, 165 nt
Organism: Dictyostelium purpureum
Lineage: Eukaryota; Evosea; Eumycetozoa; Dictyosteliales; Dictyosteliaceae
Exons: 1
Source: RefSeq, a predicted model, not a curated record
UUAGAUUACAACAACUUAAUCACAAAAUGGACUAAGUUAGCCACUUUAGACUACAUAAAAGGUUUAAAAGAAAUCAAGAAUAAACAAGCCAAACAACCACAAUCAAUCACCAACAUCAAUGAAGAAUACUUUUUUCAAUAUCAAUUUAUAACCAAAUAUCAAUAG